Molecule: messenger RNA, 3398 nt
Organism: Xyrichtys novacula (pearly razorfish)
Lineage: Eukaryota; Metazoa; Chordata; Actinopteri; Labriformes; Labridae
Source: the annotation of a GenBank genome assembly
UGAGAUUCAACUCAAAUGCAAGAAAAAUAUACAAGUCUUUGUGGUGGAUAGUCCUCUGUGGGACUACCACUGUUGGUGCCUGUUAAAAUUUUGCAAAAUUACUGGUUAAAAAAUAGUAAAAAGUAAAUGUGUAAAAACGGACACAAUCACAAGAUUAGUGCAGAGUUGAUAUAUAUUUCCAAAUUGUGGAUGGCGACCUUUUUAUUGGUGGUUUACUAUGAAAAAAAGCACUAAUGCCUGUGAGAGAAAGGGACCAAAUAAGAGGUAAUGAUGGCAGACAUCAUCUUUUCUUAAAAAAUGACUGAAAAAACAAUAAACCUCGCUAUACUCACAAUGACAAAUUAUUGCAAAAAUGAUCAACAAACAUCUUUUUAUCAUGUUUUAUCUUUCAGAUCUAGCCAGUGUCUCUUUUUAUCAGUUUGUGUGAAUUACACAAUCAAAAGAUGAGCAGCUUGGCAGAUUGGAUUGUGGAAAACAAGGACAAGAUCGAGGCAGGAGUGGAGAUGAUUGGGAAAGCUUCGGAGGUGCUUGCUGCCACUGUGGGAAAGCUUCACCCCUUCCUUGAGGUGAUGUUUAUCUCCGGUGCAGAGUUACUCCGCAACCCAGGCAGCAGUGAGGCUCGCUACGUGAGCACGCAGUUUGAUCUAAUCAACAAAAAACUUGCAGGGAUCAGGGAAGAGAUGAGUGAAAUUGCCCUGGAGCUGCAGAAGUCGUCAAUGAACAAACAGAACUUUGACCAGGAGGCCCAGAUCAUCAGCCAGUACGAGAAGUUUCAGGACUUUGUCAAUGCAGAGCCAAAGUUCAAGGAGAAGAAGAUGGAGAAGUUCAUCAACCAUUUUGAGAACACUGAUGGAGAUCUAAACCUGGAUGCACUCUACAAUUCUGUCACUGGGGACAACAUCUCAGGAGACCAAAUGCUGGAAACAGUGGUGGCCAUAGAGCAGAGGAGCAGAAGGGCUGUGGAGGACUUUUGCGCCAAACUCAAGAAGCUCUUUGUGGUGGGAAUCAUCGCCGUCAUGGGCCACGCUGCCCUCAAAGAAGGAGUUGUUGGCGAGGAGAUGGUGAAGAAGUGGAAGGACCGCAUGGAGGAUGUGGAGAAGCGAAUGAAAGCAGCAGUGGAUGAGUGUACAGAGAAAUUUGCAGAUCAGGCCAAACUGGAUGUGGAGCACAUGCUUCAGGAAAACCCUGCCACAGUCAGCCAUGAGUUCACUCAAACCCUUCUGGAUGCACUUGUGAAGAAAUACGACUGGGUGAGGUGGUCCAUUAGAACCUUCCAUGAAAGGGAGCGUAUCUUCUUCUUCAACUGGCUAGCAGGAAAGAAGUGCCAUGGCCAUGGAGGCAAAAACUGGUUUGAGUUUGUAACCAAGAACAAAAUCGUAGUCGUCAUCUCGUAUUGUGCUGACCCGAAACCCAUCAACAAGAGUCAGAUCCAGGAGAAGAUCGAGGCCCGGAAGCUGAAGGGGAACAUGAAGUCUCUAGCUCUGUCUUUGAACAACUUUUUCCCAGACUGUCUGGUCCAUACUGUCAGCCAUUACAAGGAGGUGGUUGAGUCCCAUAACUUUCAUGAGGACUCUUAUUACUACUGGAAACACAAGAAAGCUCACCUGUGCAUCCACCCGCAGUAGACUCCCAGGGACUCGUAAGAGGUUCGUUUUUAACCAAAUAUCUGCUGUACUUCUACUCUAUAGUAUAGUAUAGAGAAUCACAGUUUAGUAUAGGAUGGUGCUUUUUCCUGUACACAUUUAUGCAGAGGAGUUGAUGUAUAAAUUUGAGUUUUUAUUAUUUACAACAUCGUAGCUUUAAUGUCUCAUAAGGGGAUGAUAAUCGGGAUGUCAAUAAAUUGUCAGAAAAAUAAUACUGCAUCUGACUUUCACCCAGCUGAAAAGAACGAUAGAGAUAGUGGAUGUCUUUUUUCCUUCGAUAUCUUUUACUUGCAAGGAGUCAGCAGCUCACAACAGCGGCAGCUUUCUCUGACUGAGGAAUUCAGAUUUUUACACAUCCUUUAUGCAGUCAAGAAACAGACACCCCCGCCCACUAACAUCAUCUCACAAUUGGCAUGACAUUACAAUAGUAUCCAAAGAGGGUACAGGGUGCAGCUGUGGUCCGUACUGGGAAGACAAAGACAGCUUAGUUCAUCAUCAGGUUCCUGCUUAUCAGUUUAAUGUCACUCUGCUGGGAAAACAACCUGUGAGUGAAAUUGUAAUAUUCAUCUAGUUGCAUGGCUUCAGCGGAAUAGUAUCAGUCCCAACUCCGAGGCCAUACUUCUCCUUUCCCAUGCUCAUUAGAAAGAAACAGAUAUGACUCUGGAAGCAUUCACACCAAGUGAUUUUCAGUAAAUGAUGAUUAACAUACUUAAAUAAUGACAAAAUAUACAUGUGAUAGCAUACACAUACAAUUUUUCUUUCAUAAAUGAACAUGUCAGGUUUUUUUUUGUGAUUUUUAACAUUUAUGUCGUGUAGUUUUUAUUUUGUAUAAACCCUGAAAAGGUCAUUUAUAGAUGCGCUGUUCAUGAGAAGCUUUUGCUGGAUCUUGGAUGAAGCAACGACGUGACAAUAAAAAAAAAACAUUGAAAUUUUGGAGUUUUGUGUCCUUUUUAAGUCAAAGAUAUUUUUUUUUUGCAGGUACUAAACUUAACAGCUAGAACAGCUGAGUAGCUGUGCUUAACAGCUAGAAGAUUGGGUUUAGUUACUGUUUGGUAGCACCACUGUGUCCAUGAGGUAAGUAGACUAGGUGGAACCAGGUAAACCACACCUUUCUGACUGUAUUCAAAAAGUUCAUGAUGUUAUCCUCGACCUCUUUUGCAGGAAUAGGCCUUAGCAUCAUCUUUGGGGGUCAUACCAUUCUGUUCUGCAGCUGCAUUUUUAGACCUCCGGCAAAAUCCCACAAUCCUCAAGACAUUUCUCCUCCUUAACUCAUCCAUGUUUAAAGUUCAGCUUAAAACCUGUCGGUCCUGCCUACCGUUAUUUUUCUCAUGGGAGUCAACAUAAUCCAGCGUGACAGUCAGUAAAUCCUGCUUUUCCAUCUAACGACUCACUGUUUGUGGAUCAGUCCUGAUGAAACACUGAGGAGCUGACACAUGAAACGGCGUUAUAAACUCUCGUACAGUUUGUUCAACUAGCUGCCUCUGUAUCCUUGUCUGAGCAGGUCAUGCCUAAUGCUCUGCCAAUAUUUGAUUUAUGCUUUAGUCAUGUCAUCUUUAUCUUCCCCUGCCUCUCUUUGUUUUUGUCAUUUCUCACUCGUAUGUUGUCUACAUAGAGAGAUAUCUGUCUCUCUUGUGAAACCUGCUCCGCUUGUCUCAGCACUUCAGGUAUAAAUAUGGAGACCCCCUCACAUUUAGAGGUAUAAACCACAUGGAUAAUCAUUGAUAAACCUUUGGAUGUAACUCUUGUGAAAAUUCC